GGAGGAGUAGGAGAUCAGUGGUGAUCGAGAACUCGAGAAGCGCAGACGCGUUAUGGUGUUGUGUUGCCUUCAUACAAAAAUAUUUUCAUAUUUCGUUUAUCCUUCGCAUGAGUAACGUUCUCGCAGCCUCUGCUCUUCAUUUUUUAACUAUCGACUCCUCAAGGAUUGUAAUUAGUAUCAAUUGCUUAUUGAUAGUCAAUCAUUUAACCGCUGAAAGGUUAUUUAUAAUUUAUCCUACUGGUGAUCUGUGAGUGAAGUGAUAGACUUAGAUAUAUUUAUAUAUUUGUUGGAUUUUCGAGUGAUUUAAAGAAUUAGGGAUGUUAGCUAAGGGCGAGAGGGGAAAAGCCACGGACUUUAGUAUCGCGGCCAUAAUGGCGCCCAGGGGUCCGUCCUUUGGACAUUACCACCUGCAGGGACUUCAGGCUCUUGGUGAUACUAGUAACACCAAUGUUGAGUGUACCAACAAGUUUGACGCUUCACCUACUCUUGAUCACCGAGUGUUAAGAUCCUCGCCGGUUAAUAUCGUCGCGACGGCGACACUGGUAACUGGAGAUGCGCUUUUAGACGACGAGGACGAGGACGAGGUCGACGAAGGUGUCGGGGAGGCGGAGAGUGUCGGGACUGAAAAAUCAAUUAAUUGUGAAGACGAUGAGGAAAUAGAUGUUGAUGUCGAGGAAUGCAGCAGUAUUGAUGACAGCCCUCUGGGCGGUGAUGAUUUGAAUGAACGGAAAUAUAUGAAGAAUAUUAAUAAUAAUAAUAAUAAUAAUAGUAAUAAGAAUAAUAAUGUUGAUAGUAAUGAUAACAAUAACAGUAGCAGCAAUAAUAGAAAUCGAAAGAACAAUAAGAAUCCCCACCACCGGCGGACUAGUUGCAAUUCAGAAGAAUUAAAAAAUGUCGAGUGUCAUCUUGAGACCAAAGAACUCUGGGAUAAGUUCAACGAACUUGGCACUGAGAUGAUCAUUACGAAAACCGGCAGACGCAUGUUUCCGACAUGCAGAGUCUCGUUCAGCGACUUGAAGCCAGAAGCGCGUUACGCCGUACUUAUGGACAUUGUCCCAGUUGAUGACAAACGCUACCGGUACGCUUAUCACAGGAGUUCCUGGUUAGUCGCUGGAAAAGCUGAUCCUCCUGCACCCGCGAGACUAUAUGUUCAUCCUGACUCGCCGUUCACUGGGGAACAGCUGAGGAAACAGGUUGUGUCCUUUGAGAAAGUCAAACUCACCAACAACGACAUGGACAAACACGGCCAGAUUGUACUUAACUCGAUGCAUCGGUAUCAGCCCAGGAUACACUUAGUUAAAUGUCGUGCUAAAGAUGAAGAUAAAAAUCACAAAAUAACAGAUCUUCAAAAAGAGGAACAUAAGACUUUUAUAUUUCCUGAGUCUAUUUUUACCGCUGUUACUGCUUAUCAAAAUCAGUUGAUAACAAAAUUGAAAAUCGACAGCAAUCCAUUCGCCAAAGGUUUCCGCGACUCCUCGCGCCUCACAGACUUCGACCGAGAUCCGAUGGAACUAAUGGAGCAGCAAUUAGUCCGUUGCGGAGUGCCUCCAGUGCGUCUGUACGAGCACCUCGCACUAACCUCCCCUGGAGCGAGUGCUCUGAGUAUCCAGCAGCAGCAGCAGCAACAACAACAGCAGCCGCCCUCACAGCAACACCACCAGCACGAGGGUCAUCAGCAUGCUCUGGCCUCCUGGCUGGCUCCCUCCGCGGCUCUGCUGUACGGCUCGCGCACCACCACAUCUUCACCUUACCCAAACACACCCUCGUUCCCUUACCCACCUCUCUCCUGGUCCUGGCAGCCCUCGCCCGUGGCAAUCAUCCCCCGGCGAUCAUCUCCCUCGUCCAUCGGGGUCAGGUACGCGCCCUAUCCGACCCCCACAUCCACGCCACCGCCACAUCGCGCACGCCCAAACACCCCCAAUUAGCAAUCCUCUUCCCCUUCAUUCACCCCCACACUCGCUCCUACCUCCUACAGCUCUAUGUUUUUUAUCGUAAUACCCACCUACGCCUUUUUUGUUAUUUCUCUUUUCCAUCUUAUCCUCAGACGCCAUUUUAUUACACUUGAACUUUGACUUGUUGUUGAUGAAAUCCGUCGAUAGAUUAGUAAUUUAUUUUUUAUUGAAUCUAAUCGAUAUUGUCCAUUGAUUAUUCAUUAAAUUAUUGUUAUUGUAUAAAUUAUAAUUUGCGAUUAU
This is a messenger RNA of Cotesia glomerata, 2192 nucleotides long. RefSeq names its product T-box transcription factor TBX20-like. Gene Ontology annotation, biological process: cell fate specification; regulation of transcription by RNA polymerase II; positive regulation of DNA-templated transcription. The coding region runs from base 318 to 1925 and encodes 535 amino acids. The record is from RefSeq and is a predicted model, not a curated record. Gene Ontology annotation, cellular component: nucleus. Lineage: Eukaryota; Metazoa; Arthropoda; Insecta; Hymenoptera; Braconidae. Gene Ontology annotation, molecular function: DNA-binding transcription factor activity, RNA polymerase II-specific; RNA polymerase II cis-regulatory region sequence-specific DNA binding. The transcript is spliced from 6 exons.